Trichoderma aggressivum f. europaeum is the source of this 1044-nucleotide messenger RNA. RefSeq lists its product as uncharacterized. Gene Ontology annotation, molecular function: protein binding. The transcript has a single exon. The coding region runs from base 1 to 1044 and encodes 347 amino acids. Lineage: Eukaryota; Fungi; Ascomycota; Sordariomycetes; Hypocreales; Hypocreaceae. The record is from RefSeq and is a predicted model, not a curated record.
AUGCCAACGAACCACACAAAAAAUCCCAGGUCUCCCGCACCCUCUCCGUCACCUCCUCCCCCCUUCCCCUCCGUCCCCAUCUCCGUCUCUCUCACCCUCCGCUACACCCGCCCCGCCUCCCGCUCCGAAAUCACCGCCGUCGGCAUCUCCCCCUCGUCCACCGUCGCCUACGCAAUCUUCCCCGGCGCCCAGGCCGACCAGCCCUGGAUCGACACCUUCGACCUGGCCACCCAGCGCGGCUACUCCAAGAUCAUCGGCCCCGUCGCGAGCUUCUCGCCCUCGCUGCACUCGUCCCCCCUGCGCGUCGGCAAGCCCUCGGCCUCGGCCUUGGCGUCGUCCUCGUCCGCUCCGCCGUUCCCCCGCAUCGCCACUCUCUCGUCGACGCUGUCUCUCAUGGUCCGCGACUUCGCCUCGGGAAAGACCGUCCUCGAGCUGAAAGAGGUCUCUGCUCCCAUUGCCUGGUCGCCCGACGGCCGCGCCAUCGCCGCCGCCGAGCCCCGGAACCGCAUCGGUCUGUGGGACGUCCGCACGGGGACCCGCAUCGGCCGCGUGCCCGGCCACAUCGACACCGUGACCCACGUCGCCUUCACCCCUGGCUCGGCCCUCGUCAGUCUCUCCCGCGACGGCACUCUCCGCGUGACGGACCCUCGCGCCAGCAAGACGCUCUACAAGCUCGAGAUGGAGACGUCCAAGAACCCGCGCGCCCUGGCCGUCUCCCCCGACGGCACCACCAUCGUCUCCGUCUGGGGCUCCGUCGUGCACAUCUGGAUGCCGCAGCACGGCCAAUUGACCUCGUACAGCCUCUCCAGCACGCGGCCCUGCGAGGGCUGGCCCCUGAGCAUCUCCCCCGACUGCCGCUACAUUGCGAGCUGGACCGAGCAAGGCUUCGACAUCAUGGACGUGGCUUCUGGCGCCGUGGUGUGCACCCGGGACGGUGGGCCGCUGGUCACGUCUGCUGAUUUCUCUACGGAUGGAAGCGUUUUGGUCCUUGGAAGGAUCAGCGGCGACGUCGAGGUUUGGGAUGUUGCUGAUAAGCGAGCGUAG